Molecule: messenger RNA, 2015 nt
Organism: Trachemys scripta elegans
Lineage: Eukaryota; Metazoa; Chordata; Testudines; Emydidae
Gene: DENND2D
Product: DENN domain containing 2D
Exons: 12
Coding region: 98-1507 (469 amino acids)
Cellular component (GO): cytosol; nucleoplasm
Source: RefSeq, a predicted model, not a curated record
GAGCGAAGGCGGAAGCGCGGUGCCCGCUCCGGGCUGCAGAGGGACCCACCGGCCGGUCGCCGCGCUCAGGGUCACAGCAGCUUCGAGGGGAGCCGGCAUGGCCGGGACGGGGCUCGCCAACUUCUUCCGAAACAGCUUGCGGCGCAAGUCGGCUCGAAGAGAUGUAAAUCGGGACGCACCCCCGGACGAAAGCAAAUCCGAAUCUGCAAGGAGGCCGGGAGAGCGAAGCCACUUCUGCUACUCACCAGGACAGUUCUUCUUCGAAUACCUCGUCGUGGUUUCACUAAAGAAGAAAUCAGGGGGUGAUUAUGAACCCAAGAUAAUCUACCAGUUCCCAAAGCGUGAGAACUUACUGCGGGGCCAGAAGGAGGAGGAAGAGAGGCUGCUGCAAGCCAUCCCCCUCUUCUGCUUCCCCGACGGCAAUCACUGGGCCCCACUCACGGAAUACACCAGUGAAACCUUUUCGUUUGUCCUGACCAACGUUGAUGGCAGCAGAAAGAUAGGCUACUGCAGGCGGCUGCUGCCUGUUGGCCGGGGCCCUCGUUUCCCAGAGGUCUUCUGCAUCAUCAGCUGCCUGGGCUGCUUCGGAUUGUUCUCCAAGAUCCUCGAUGAAGUGGAGAAGAGGCGGCAGAUCUCCAUGGCCGUCAUUUACCCCUUCAUGCAGGGCCUCCGCGAAUCCCCCUUUCCGGCUCCGGGGAAAACGGUCACCAUUAAAAGCUUCAUCCCUGAUUCUGGAACAGAGCUCAUCGAACUCACGCGGCCCCUGGACUCCUGGCUGGAACACGUGGAGUUUCAGGCCCUUCUGCAGCAUCUCAGUCCAGAGAACAUCCUUUGGCUCUUCGCCUCUGCGGUUCUGGAGCGACGGAUUAUCUUCGUGGCAGAGGAGCUCAGCGUCCUGUCCCAGUGCAUCCAUGCCGUGGCAGCUCUUCUCUACCCCUUCUCCUGGGCGCACACCUACAUCCCCGUGGUUCCGGAAUGCCUGAUUGAUACCGUCUGUUGCCCCACACCCUUCAUGGUUGGAGUCCAGAAACGUUGCCUAGAGCAGGUGCUCGAUCAGCCGAUGGAGGAGGUGCUGCUGGUUGACUUGUGCGAAGGGAAGUUCUUAAGAUCGGUUGGCGACGAAAGAGACAUCUUACCGGCCAAGCUGCAGAUCGAGAUGCUGACUUCUUUGAAGAUGCACAACAGCAACAACAACAUACAGACAUCUGAACAAGUGAACACCCACGUCUCCAACACCUUCGUGCAAUUCUUCGUCAAAACUGUUGGCCAUUAUACAUCACACCUCAAGUGGAAUAAGAGCGGCCAGGGCUCCUUUCAGGAGAAGGCGUUCUGCAAAGCCAUCACCUCCAGGUCCUGCCGCAAGUUUGUGAAAAGAUUUGUGAGGACUCAGAUGUUUUCCCUCUUUAUCCAGGAAGCGGAAAGGAGCAGGAUAACCCAAGAAGGGUAUUUCCAGCAGAAAGUAACUGAAUAUCAAGAACAAAAAAAGAAACAAAGGAGAAAUUCCUGAAGUACUGUUCUGAAAGAGGGGAGCCUGGCUGGGCUUGGGCGGAUAUCUUCCUGCAGCAUAAUUCUGACCAGACUGGGUCAGCAUCUCACUCAAAGGCAGAGCACCCUUUGCUUUGCUGGCUCUGAGCAUCUCUGGAACCUAGCCCCUUUUCCUGUGAAUGAUGAGAUGCCUGGUCAACACAGGAUGCCAUUUUCUUCCCAGUCUCUUCUUUCUCAGGGCAUGAUUGCACUGGAAGCCUCUCUUCUACAUCACUAGCAAACAUGGAUGUGAUUCUUUUAUCCAGGCCAACUGACACCAUGGACCAAGCUGCAGUUCUUAGCCAAAGGGCAGCAUGUGGCCCCGUAAUGAGUUCCUAUUGGAUGACAAUCACGGACCUAACAUAGAAAUAGAGUGAAAUCGAGGCGGGAUUGUCUGCUUGCUGUAUAAUGGCUAAGAAUGUAGAAUAAUUAAGAUAAAAAUAUUCCUUACUGAUACAUUUUAAUUAUUAAAAAAAAAUCUAAAUUUUCUA